CAGGGACCCCCCCCCCCCCCCCCUCCACUCCUCUGACCCUCUCCCCGUCUUCAGCCGCGUCCCUGCUGUCGGCAACCCGCCGACGUUCCCCUCAUCGUCGUCGCCAUGACUACCUCAAGACGUGUUGCUGAUAGGAAAAUUGCACUAUUUGAGAAGAAUAUCAUGAAGAGGGGUUCUGUUCCGGAGACAGUCAAGAAAGGAAAUGAUUAUCCUGUUGCACCUAUCGUGCUUGGAUUUUUUGUCUUCGUUGUGGUUGGGUCAUCUCUGUUCCAGAUCAUCAGGACAGCCUCAAGCGCUGGCCUCUUCUGAGUAUAAUGGCGCUCUACUUAUAGUGACAAUGAACAGGGUUGUCAUAUGCAGUUGGUUGUCAGUUUAAAAUAGAACUGAAUGAGAUAGCUGGUACUCUUGUGAUGCCUGUUAUACCUCUUGCCGUUGUACUUGGUGGAGUUUAAGUUAUAUGGAGGUCAUACCAUUGGACUGCUAAUCUGUAUCAAUCGGGGCCUCACGCCAUUGGAAAAUUUCCAUUUAAUAUCUGGUUAUAAUUUGCUUUA
Messenger RNA from Hordeum vulgare subsp. vulgare (domesticated barley), 551 nucleotides. Its product is annotated as probable stress-associated endoplasmic reticulum protein. Gene Ontology annotation, cellular component: endoplasmic reticulum. The transcript has 3 exons. The record is from RefSeq and is a predicted model, not a curated record. Lineage: Eukaryota; Viridiplantae; Streptophyta; Magnoliopsida; Poales; Poaceae. Gene Ontology annotation, biological process: endoplasmic reticulum unfolded protein response. The coding region runs from base 106 to 309 and encodes 67 amino acids.